GUGAUUAUGAUUUGAAACGUGUCAGGGCCAUAUGUACGCAUGAAAAUUGACAGAUGAAGUAGUCGGCGAUAUGUUGUAGUACUGUUUAUAAUAGUUUUAAAAUUAUGUUUAAGAAUUUAAAGAAAAAGUUGGAACAGGGCGUAGCGCAAUCGCCUCUGCGAGGAGCUCUGAAUGCCGUGACCAAGCAAACAGAAGAGGCAUCUCCAAGCCCAGGGGAACCCAUUGCAGAAAGUACACCAAAGAAAGAAAACAACGUAAACCAGAAUUUGAAUGCCGCAGAUAAUGUGGCGUCAGUGGGGGAGGGGGCCACCGUGGGGCAGCUGGUGGAUAUCCCCUUACAGGAGGAGAGUCCCAACACAACGAACGACUUUUCCUCGGCUCUGUCCCAGUUGCCUGCAGAUGACACGCCCCGAGCCGGUCGCUCACGGACAUCAUCCAUCAGUUCUGUUACCAGUGACUCAUUCUUCACAAACACAAGUUUUGGCCCACAGCAUCACUAUGCGUUACCGUCGGACGUAGAGAGUGAAGUGGAGGAACAAGUCUCCAGUCUGGACGCCUAUAGCAAGGAAGACCUGUACCAGCUGAUCCGGAAAUAUGAGAGGCGUUCCAUCAGAUACAAGUCCAAGUUCAUGGAGGUUGCUAACAUAUAUAAAGAUGUUGUGAAUGAAAGAGACAAAGUGAAGACCACACUGACCCAGACACAAGAUCGAGCUUUCAGGAGGAUAUCGGAACUUAAGGAGCAGAUUCAGCUCGACCAGCUCGCUAAGAAGGACCUGGAAGAGAAUUACAGGCUGAUGCUAGAGGAAAAAGAUGAACAUAUUAAAGUCUUCAGGACACAGGUGAGACUGUUAAGAGAAGGAAAGGAAAUUCCACCAGAACUUGAAGAACAGUUAAAGAGUAAAAAGUCCCCCUCUAAGGCCCCUGUAACGGGGGGCCCAGGAGGGGACGGGAGAAAAGAAGACAGUGAUGCACAACAGCUGACAGAAAAGGUCAAAAGAUUGGAGGGUUUACUGAGUCGUUGUAAAGAGACGAUUAGAGGCAAUAAAGAGAAGUGUGUUCAGUUAGAGGAGGAGAACACUAAACUGACGAGUGAAAUCAAAGAAUUAACAAAACUUAAGGGUUCUACCAGUCCAGACCAGUUAUCAAAACUUCAAAAGCAGGUCAAACAAGCUAGAGAGGUAAUUGAGCAGUUGGAAUCUGACAGAGAGCUUGCCAUUGCUGAAGUCAAACAACAGGUGCAUGAGGAAAUUCAGGCUAAGGAUGAGGAAGUUGUCAAGGCCAGGGAACAGGUGCAAAUAAAAGAUAGAGAUUUGGUUCAGGCCCGCCAGCAGGUAGAACAAUUCCAGCAUGAGAAUCAGGCAUUCCAAGAAAAGAUCGACAAAUUAGAGAAAGCAGCCAGAGAAAAAUUGGAGAAAUCGAGGGAGAUCGUUAAAAGGCUGAAGGAAGAAAAACAGAAACUGCAGGUAGAUAUGGAGGAACAGAUCCAAAAGAUGAAAGCAGAGAGUCAGGAAAGGAUCCAGAGCAUUGAGAAAACCAUGGAUGAAGAGAAAGAGAGUUUGGUUCAGGAGCUGUCAAAAGCCAAGGCAGCAGCAAUCAGCUGUAUGCAGGAGGAGACAGAGAAGAACGUGGCCAGCCGAGUGCAGGCCUCAAUGGAGGAGAGGGACCAAUACUGGCACCAAGUACUACUGGAUAAAGAGAAAGGUCAUGCCGAGCUGUCAGAGACCAAGGAAAAGGAACAUACUCAGUUGAUCAGACAGAUGGAGGAGGACACAGCUCGUAAACUGGCAGAAAAAGAACAGGAAAUGAGACUAGCAGUGGAGGAGAGAGACCUACAAAAAAUGGCUACCCUGUCACAGCAGGACUCCCUCAGGGACCAUCUCCAAAGUCAAGUGGAUACACUCUCUUCUGAAAAAGAAAGGCUAGAAGGAGAGUUGGUGGAACUUCAGAACACAGUUACGAAACUAUCAGCAGAGGUAGAGACCAAGAUCCAGAAAAUACAGGAUGAGGCAGCACACCAAUUACAAACCCUGGAGGCCACUCACAAAACUGAGAUGGAUGCAUCACUCCAUGAGAAGGACCAACACUGGCAGGAGAAGCUUCAGGCCGUAAUGGAGACUCACAAUGUGCAGAUGGCAGAGUUUACUCGUAAGCAGGAAGACGCCAUGCAGGGUGCCAACUCAGAGCUAGAGGGUUAUUACAAAGAACAGAUUAAGUCCAUGAAGUCAAACUAUGAGCAGCUUCUGCAGGAGAGAGCACAGCAGGUGGAGGCCAUGAAUCUGUCAAUACAGCAAGUCAAAGGGGAGAAAGAACAUGUGGAGAGAGAGUUAUCGGAGAAACAAGAGCAGUUAAAACACCACAAUGUGGCGUACGAAGAGCUGUUGACAGAAAGUACUAAUGCUCAGUCCAAAAAAGACGUUAGAAUCGAAGAACUGGGGUUAGAAUUGGAAACUUUGACUAAGAAUAUGGAAAAGUUAGGAAGAGAUAAAAAGGAUCUGGAGAAUGACAUUGUGAAAAUGAUAGAGCAGAAAGAAAAUCAGGAAAAGAGUUAUAGAGACAGGAUCUCCGAGCUCACCCAGGAGAACAGUGACACCAUGACAGCCAUAUCAGCGUCAUCCGACGAGAGUAUGAAAGCACUGACCAAUCAGAUAGAAGAGAAGGAUCAGGAGAUCACAGAACUGGUAGGGAAGUUACAGAAGGCAGAGCAAAAGGUUACAGAGCUGGAUAAGCAGUGUGAAAAAGUGGAAAACAAACUCUCCCAAUCUCACAAAGAGAAAUCUUUCUUAGAAGAAAAGAUCAAUAGUUUUGAAGUGUCGUUAUCGGAGUCCUUGAAAUUAAAUGACGAUUUAAAUCAGAAAGUGAAGGAGACUCAGGAGAUGUUCACCUCCAACCAGCAGCAGCUUCAGCAGGAGAAAUCCAGUCUAGACCAGAAGAUCACGUCACUGCAGGAGGCUGUCAGUGAUAGGGAGGAAGCCAUUGUACAGAAGGAAGAGGAGGUCCACACCAUGAAGAAAGUGGUGGAGGAAAACGCUGUAUACAUGAAAGAACUGGAGAGCAAAAUGAAGGAGAUGGAAACAGAGAAGCAUGAACUGUCAGAAAUUCUUGGAAGCAAAGAAGAGGAGAUAAACCAACAGAAAGAAAAGUUUGAUAGAUUGAGAACAGAAGCCAAAACUAGACUGAAGGAGCUGAAGGACAGUUUAGAUGAGAGUGGACAAAAGUAUCAGGAUUUGGAGAUAGAGAGGAAGAAUCUGAUAGACAAACACAAUGAAGAGCUGAGAGAUGCUCAGCAGAGACUGGAAGAGGAAAGGGUGAACCACCAGAGGCUAGAGGUCAGCUUUCAAGCUCAGUCAGAGGAAAUGACAUCACAGCACAAAGAACAAGUGAACAAACUCAGAGAAGAAUUCCAAGAGAAGCUAAAACAGAGAGAAGUAGAGUUUGAAGAGAAAUUGACAGAGCUAACCAAACAGAAAGAACUGAAUGCUGAGGAUCUUAUGCAGAACUUUGAAACGAGAAAGAUACAAGAGAUUGAACAGAUUGAGGAAAAUCACAAGAGAGAGGUGGAGAGUUUGGUUCAGGAUUGGGAGAGAAAACUUCAGAAGGAAAAGGAAGAAUUUGACAAAAUACAUGAAGGCCUGGUCAGUAAACACCAAGAGGAAUGUGCCAGAAUGACUGGAGACUACCAGGAAAAGAUGGCCGAGGUACAGUCUAAUCUAAAGCAGAGCAUCGCACAGAAGGAGACAAUGAUCCAACAUCUCAACUCAGACCUGAAAUCUGCUCAGGAAAGUAAGGAGACUUUGUUGACAGAAAUGACUGAGAGUCGCACUCAUUUUGAGGAAUCCAGCAAGAAAACUAUUGAAAAUUUGAAUUGGAAACUUCAAGAAGCAGAAGACAAAUUGGCAAAAAUGGAGGAAAAUAUGAACAGUUUAGAAACAGAGAGGAACAGCCUUGUAGAAAGCAAAGCACUGUCUUCAUCCAAGUACCAAGAAGAGAUAAAUUCAUUAAGAGAAUCUGAGCAAACGAACAAAGAGAAUUUGGCAGCUUUAGAGGAACAGGUGAAAGACUUAAGUCAGCAACUUUACACAGUGUCCGAGAAACAUGAAAAGGAGACAUCAGAAAAAGAUCAACAAAUUAAAAACCUAGAAGAUGAAAUAGACCAGGUUACCAACACAAACAGAUCCAUGGAGGAAAUGUUGAAAGAAGUGAAUGAAACUUCUCAAACUAAAGGUGAAGACUUGCAGGAAAAGGAGACUAAAGUCAAAGAAUUGGAAAAUAAAUUAGCAGAGAAAGAACAAGAAUUGACUCAGAAGUUAGAGCAGAUUCAACACCAGUGCAAUCAACAGAUCGAGAAAAUACAAAUGGAGAAAUCAAAAGGUGAACAAGAGUAUGAAAAGAGACUAUCAGAAAUGUCUGAAAAUGACACGGAACUGCAGGCAAUUCUGACUCAGCUGAACAGUAAGGUUAGCCAUACAGAGGAGAAACUUCAUGAUUGUAUUCAGCAGUACGAGUCCCAGAUAGAGGAAUACAAGCACAAACUAGAACAGCAGGAAGAGAGUGGGAAACUGGAGAUUCAGAAAGUGGAUGAACAGUGGAAGAAUAAGAUGCAGGAGCUGAAGCAGAAGUACAUGGCCAAACUAAAGGAGUUUCAGAAGGAGAACCAGACCAAGGUCAGUUCAAUGUCGCAGGAGUCGGGGGAGGUUCGGCAGAGAUUGACAGAGUUAGAGACAGAGCUGGCCCAGGAAAGGACAGAUAAAGAGGCCAUGUCAGAAGAACUGACUCACGCCAACACCAAAUUACUACAGCUGGAGGAGACGUCCGGGGAGUCCAAGUUGGCUAUCGUAGACCUGGAGAAGAAGAUUCAGGAGUUUGAGAAGGUGGCGGAGGAGAAAGAUCAAAGAAUCUUGCAGUUACAAGGACGGAUCCAAGAAUUGGAGUCUUUGGUUGCUGCAAAGGAAAAUGAGGUCAAGGACUUCAGGUUGUGUGUGGAAGAGAAAGAUAAAAUAUUGAGUGAAAAGGAAGUGAGGGUUGAACAGUUAAGUGAGAGAGUGGGUGAGUUGGAAAGUUUGUUGAAGGAAGAAGGUGUGUUGAGUGGGGAAUUAAAGAAAGAACUAUCAGAGGUUAAUAAUCAGCUGACUCAGCUGAAAUCUGAGUCUGAACAGCUUCAGAGUGAAAAGUCAGUAUUGGUCAGUGAUUUGAAAGGUCAAGGAAAUACACUUACUGAAUUACAAACCAAAUUAUCUGACAUUGAAGCAGAGAAAAGCAAAUUGCAUGAGGAGUAUGAGGCUAGGUUGUGUAAUGUACAAAACUCUAAAGAACAGUUAAUUGAGACGGAGAAAACUGUUCUUCAAUAUGAACAAAAUAUUAGUGAUUUAAAGAGUGAAGUAGAAAAAUUAGUGACAGAAAACAAUACAUUGAAGAUUUCAGUCACGGAAUUGUCUGACACAGACGCUAAACGUGGAGAGGAGUUAUCUAGUAUGGGUGAAAAAUUAGAGAGUCUGAUGAAAGAGAGAGAAGUGAUAACUGAACAAUUUAAACAGGAGAUAUCAGAGCUUCAGGAGAAGCAUUCCCUAGAGUUAGCCGCUAUGUCUUCCAAACUGGAGUCUGAAAAUUCCAAAAUAGCCGAAUACAAGAAAAAGGCAGAGGCAUACGUAGCAAACAUUAAGAAACAGAGUCAGGAGGGGAGCGAAAACAUCAAAAUGGAACUGGAGAAAAAGGUAGAAGGUCUGAUGGUGGAGAAGGAAACUGUGGAGGAGCAGAUGAAACAGGAACAGGCAAAGGGUGACGAAUUGGAAAGACGGAUAUUGGAGUUACAAUCCCAAGUGCAGAGUUUGUCAGAGGAGAGGCAGAAUAUUGUUGAACAGUUCGACAAAGAAAAGUUGCAUUUGUUGACUUUACAUGAACAAGAGAUUAAAAACCGUGAGUCUGUGAUAGCUGAACAUGUUCAGAAAAUGGAGGUGAUGCAAGGGAGUGAAAAUUCUGUGAAAAACAAGUUUGAGGAGGCAGCUUCAAAGGAAAGAGAGAUGUCGAAAACCAUAGACAGUCUGACACAGGAAAACUCCGCCUUGUGUGAAUCCUUAUCUCAGUUAAACAGGGACCAUUCUGAGGAACUGAAUUCUUUGAAAUCCAGAAAUGAGGAGUUGGAUUCGUCAUUGAAGAAAUUGCAACAAGAGUAUCAGGAUUAUAAAGUCAGCUCUGACCAGCAGACCAAGUCCUCUUCCUCCGGUCAGAAAGAGGAGCUACAGAAGAUGAAGGUCCACUACGAGGAGAUGUUAGAGGAUCGGGAAAACGAUCACACAUCCAAGAUCAAACAACUCGUCAAAGAGUUCCACCAGAAAGUGGCGGAGAAGGAGAAGGAGUUUGAGACCACUUUCUCCGAGGCCCUCAACAAGUCACAUGUCGGGGAGGACAGGCUAUUAUUAGAACACAAACAAGUGGUGGAGGAGCUGACUCGCGAUCUCCAGGAGAGGGACGACAGAAUCGACGAGGUCACAUUGGAGUAUGAAGCCAAAUUAAAGGAGCAGAGAGAUGAGUCUUCAUCUAAGAUCACUCAGUUACAACAAGAUUUGACAGAGUCCAAACAGCAACACCAGAUGGAGCUGUACGAAAUGGAGGAGAGGCUUAAACAAGCUCAACAGAGGGCACUGCAGCAGCAGGAAGUGGUUCAUAAAGAGGAAGUGAGUGCUCUCUCUCAGGAGUGGAACUCGGAGAGGAAGCAGGUGCCCCUGCUGCAUGCCAGUGGACCGAGUGUCAUAGAACCACAGGAAUUGCUUCAUCACAAUCAGCUGGCAAUAAAUGCUCUACAAAGUGGCUCAGGGAGUGCAACCAUUCUACAGCAACAAGUCAUGCAGCUUACCCAGCAGAUUCAGCAACUCAAAGAGCAACACAGACUGGAGCUUGCGCAGCUGCAAGGGAAUUUGGAAAUGCAGCACAACCAAACACCGCUACAGCCAAUCAGUAAAAGGAAACAUAUAACCUUUGAUCCCAAUGAUCCCAACAUGCAAUCCGAGUUUGAAAACCUGGAAGUAGAUAACAUGGAUCUUAAGGCCCAUGUUGCACAGUUAAAUGGUCAACUAGCUCAGAGUAAAAUCAGGGAAAAACAAUUAAUUCAGCAGUUGGAAUCUCACAAGGGAGGCCACUCACACUUUGGCAGGGAGUCUCCCCCAAUGAGCCCCGGUUAUCACACUGAUGGUACACCUGCAGGACCCCUACUGAGUGAAGCCACACAGUUAGAGUAUUUGAAGAACAUCCUCUUUCAGUAUAUGACGGGCAAACAGACAAAGACCCUGUCCCGUGUCAUUGCCACCAUUGUGCAUUUCACAGACGAGCAGACCAAGCGAAUCGUAUCAUAUGAAGAUUCUAAGAAUACAGUAAGUAUCACCAUUAUCUACAAAACUAAGGCAUGGGACAAAAAUCUAAAAGAAUAGUUUCAUCAUAGUUGUCAGAAACUGCUGUGCACACAGUUAUUCAUAUAUUAAGUGACAGAUGGGUUUCUAAAAGGAAUAUCACUAGCAAGAACUGGCUUGGAUUUCCCCAAAAAAAUCUUAAGUUAAAGUUUUGUUUUAUUUGAGCAGUCAAAAUCCGAGUAAAAUCUCAGACUUAAGUCCAAGUUUUGACUUAAGUUUCUUGCGAGAAAUCAGGCCUGAUUAUUAGGGUGAAAAUUUGAGAAUAUUUACAAAGGUAUUUUAAAAGUGAAAACUUUUGAAUUGACCUUAUUUAGUGAAAAAAAAGUGCAGUUCUAGUAAAAAAAAAAAUAAUAACCUGGAAUAAAAUUAAAUGCCCAACUAGACUUAACCCGCACUCUACAGAUCAGCAGUGGACAUGUUAACCUAGUGAGAUAUUGGGCUAGGUAAUAAGAUUUCCCGAUAUAUUUAAUUUUCCAUUUGAAAGUCAGCCAUAAUGACAAUGUGUGAUUUCUCUUUAACAGAAUUAAUCAUUCACGUGUUUUGUGGGUUACUCUAUCCUACCAAACUCAUCUAUUGCAUGGCUAAUGUGUAAAGCGUGCAUUUACCAACAAAUCAUUUAAAUUUCACUGGAUACAUUAUCAAGAUAGCAAUGUUCAUUUGAUCCCCAAUUUGAAAGUUAAAGCUUGAAAAUGUGAUUGGCUUCUUUUCAACCCACCAAUUCACAAAAUGAUGGUGUUUUUUUGCUCUAAGAUCUCAUUUUCCAUUGAACCUGCAGGUAUAACGGAGAGAGUGAGUUGGGUUUCCUUUUCCUUGUAAAACACACCCCCUGCUUCCUCCUCUCAUUCUCACCUUUUUCAUUUCUUUGAUUGGUGACAGAUUUUGAAUGUUUUGCUGGGCAGUUUAUUUCAGUUUAUUUCUGUACAGUAGUUUGUGAAAUCCUGGGAUUUGGUGAAUGUGCAGAAUUUUCUUUUGACAGAGAAAUGAUUUUUCAAAAUAAAUUGACAUUCUGUUUAACAUACUACACCUAUUUAAAGAAUUUUCUCAGCAUGAUGGUUUUCAGUAAUAGCUACAUGAAGUAAUUGUUGUUAGUUUGUAUUUAUAUUGAGUUAUGUUUAUUGUGUGUGUGGGAUUUUUUUUUUUAGCGCAUGGUGCUUUCUAAUGUCUGAAAUGACAGAAUGAAAUUAAUUCUAGUUAAAUGAUUUUUGCUAUACAAUUCCAGUGGCUCUCCUCACCAUGAGUGAUUGAACAGAAUUGUGGGAUUGAACAGGAUUGUGGGAUUGAAUAGAAAUGUGCCAAAACUGUGUACAUAUCAGCAACAUGUGAUACUCAGUAUGUAGCAGUGUAUAGCAACAUCCCAGGAUGCAUUGGACCAACCCUCUCCAGCCUGAAGACAGAUUCAAAUUUCCGUUGUCCGGGGGAAUGAGUGAUGCUGGACUUGCAUGUUUCUUUAGCCUUGAACUUUGGAACAGUAAUCCAGCUGUUUUCAAGGAUAUGAGGGACAGUACUAGAGUACUCCAGAUAAGUGCUGUGUUAACGGUGUUCUCUCAUACUGCGAUUUACACUAUGUUCAAACAUUCCUAGUCUUCUACUGCUUUGUAAAGGGAACCAAAAUGUCAUUCACAAGCAGUGAGUACCUGUGACCAAAAUCUAUUUUGUUACUCAUACUUUCACAUAUUCAAAAAGUUUAAUUUGUUCCAUUAGGAGAGCAAUAAAAUCUUGAGAAAAAUACAUAUUGGUGCAUGAAAUAGUUCACGAUCAGUGAAAUAUUUGGAUGAUGGUUUGUGAUAUGCUUGCUUAUUUAAUAUUAGAUGUUGGACAUAUGAAAUAUUUAGAAUAAUUAGGAUAUAUAAUGAUGGCGUGAAGAAUAUUUACAAGAAGAUGGCAUUUCAUUAUUUACAUAAUAUUAUGUACUUGACAUUUAUGUUGUAUUAAGGAGCAAUGAUACACUAAACGAAUGGGGGUUUUUUUGUUUUUUUUUGGGGGGGGGGGGCCAAUAAUUUCAUGCCUGGUGUUUCAUUCAAAUGAUAAUGAAAUAAUAGAUAGGGUAUCAAUGUUGGUAUUUUUGCUUUUCUACAAAUUAAAUUCAGAUUUUGCAAAGAAUAAAAUGGAAGAAAUGUAAAGGUCUCUGAUAGGAUUUGAACCCCUCUCAAACGGUUUAGACUCUCUGCCAUUAAUAAAGUCUGCUUGAGGAUAUCUCUUAAUUACCAUAGCAUAUACCCACCAGGCAUUUAGAAUUCAAACAUUUUAAAACAUAAUCACUCAAACUGCGAAAACAUCUUUUGUUUUCUGGGUGUAUGGUGUAUCAAGAGUCCUCAAGUUUAAAAUAAUCGCAAGUGGAGUUGUGAACAUGUACAUGUACCUGACUUCAGUAAUAAAUUGAGGGAUUGUACAUUACUAUAAUCGUAAGUGGAGUUAUGAACAUGUACCCGACUUCAGUAAUAAAUUGAGGGAUUGUACAUUACUAUAUGCAUAGGCAAAACUAUCUAAAAUUGUUAAAUUUUCUACAUGCUGUAUUCAAGUCAGGAUAUUUACAUUGCCAAUGUGUUUGCCUUGGAUAUCUUUACACAUUGUAUUGAUAACCAUUUCCUCAUACAUGCACUGCAGUUGUAAACGAUGCAUACAUGGAUUUUGAGAAAUAUUGUACUUCUAUUUUAAUGGUUGUUAAUUCCAACAGAAAUGAAAGUAGAAUGUAAAUAAUAAAAAAAAUAGAUUUCAUUUUUGAAAAUUUGUAAAUACAUGAGGGUAUGAACUGCAAUGCUUGACUCUAGCAUACAUUUCAUGAACCGCAUGAUUUAUAUGCGGGCAUGAAGCUUCUCAAAUCAUACCCUCACAUAUUUUCAGAAAUGAAAUUCAUUUCUUAAAUAUACCUCUCUCUCUCUACCUCUCUCUCUCUCUCUCUCUUUACCUCUCUCUCUCUCUCUACCUCUCUCUCUCUCUCUCUCUCUUGUAUGCACUGGGCAGUGCUCCUGGGGUGUGCCAGUUCAUAGGGCUAGUGCAAUCAUUUCCACAUUUUUACAAUGUCUGAUUUUAUAAACUGGAAAAUGAACUCUCAAUUUUUUUUGGGGUUGGUAUAGGUUGUCAAUUUCCUACAGCUAGUUUUACCUUAUGCAUUUAAAUUGUUUUGAUUCGAACACAUUUCCUGCCUAGCAAGUUCUUCCUAGUUGUUUUUCAUUGGAUGUUCAUGAUUGAUUGAAAAUAUUUACUGUUACAUUUAUUACUAUAUUAUCAUUAUAUAUCUAAAUAAAUAUUGAUGUACUUUA
This is a messenger RNA of Ostrea edulis (European flat oyster), 10657 nucleotides long. RefSeq names its product golgin subfamily A member 4-like. The record is from RefSeq and is a predicted model, not a curated record. The transcript has 21 exons. NCBI's taxonomy places the organism in Eukaryota, Metazoa, Mollusca, Bivalvia, Ostreida, Ostreidae. Gene Ontology annotation, cellular component: Golgi apparatus. Gene Ontology annotation, biological process: Golgi vesicle transport. Gene Ontology annotation, molecular function: small GTPase binding. The coding region runs from base 105 to 7418 and encodes 2437 amino acids.